Molecule: messenger RNA, 2813 nt
Organism: Larimichthys crocea (large yellow croaker)
Lineage: Eukaryota; Metazoa; Chordata; Actinopteri; Sciaenidae
Gene: cant1b
Product: calcium activated nucleotidase 1b
Exons: 7
Coding region: 539-1891 (450 amino acids)
Biological process (GO): proteoglycan biosynthetic process
Molecular function (GO): calcium ion binding; UDP phosphatase activity; GDP phosphatase activity
Source: RefSeq, a predicted model, not a curated record
CUAAGAGGUUAAUCCGGCCAUGGCCUGAGGGCUGCUUUUGUGUCCUCUCUCAAAUUACUACUCAUCACUAAACAUGUAUCUCAUUUUUAAUGUGUUUUUAUGGUUAUUUAUUACAUUUCUAUAGAUAUUAUUCUACAUUUUGUCUGUCGGGAGUUGAACGUUAACGACCAACGGCUUCAGUCCGGUUGGUUCACGGUCCGCAGGCAGGAGGAGCUAACCGCCGAGAAACUUCUGUCCCACACAGUCCGUCAGGUAUGUCCGAGCAGGCGGACCUGAAGACCAUCUGUACCAGCCAUAUCCAGUUACCUAAGGAGGACGAGGACUACAGAUAUUAUAUUUUCAGUCAGCUUACAGCAUUGUGGUUAAAGGGUCCCUUUAAGAAGUUGGUCCCUGUUGAGCAGGUGGAAACUCGAGAUAGUGGUAGUGGAGAGAAAAAAAGGAGGAGACUUGGCGAGAUAAAGAUCCGUUGAUUGCGUUGGACAGAGGGCUGAAGGGACGGCGAGUUUAUUAUGGGCUGCGUGCGAAGCGGAACAACAUCAUGGUUACAACUUGUUCAGGGGAGAAGAGGCGAAGGAAGGGCUAUAGUGAUGAUCACCCCCAGUCCAGUCCUGACAGUGAGGAUGAAGACGAUACUCCCAUGACCUCCUUUGGUGUUGCAGUCCGAGGCCUCCCCCUGGCCUUGGCGUCCAUGACACAAGCUACCGCCUCAGACUCACGCUUCCACCCUAAAUGGCGGGCGAUCACUGUGGCAACCCUGCUCGCUUUAGUGCUCAUGCUUUACCUGCACCGGACAGUGGGGGACAGAGACACUGCUACCAGAGGUUACUACCGCAACAAGGUUCACAGUUUGCACAUGCACAGUGAUGGUGAGGACGAUAUCUUCAGGGACACUAACAGACAUACUGCACCAAACUCUGCACGCUUCCAGAAAAGGGAAAAACCUUACAAUGACACAUACCCGCUAAGUCCGCCGGAGAAGACAAAGCAUGGCAUCCGCUACCGUAUCGGUGUGAUCGCAGACUUGGACACAGCGUCGCGUAGCUCUAAGGACCAGACGUGGUUCAGCUACAUGAAAAGAGGUUACCUGACUGUUUCAGACAGCGCCGACAGACUGGAGGUGGAGUGGGACGCUGAGGCGGUCACUCUGGAGAGUCAUCUGGCUGAGAAAGGACGAGGUAUGGAGCUGUCCGAGCUGGUUGUGUUCAACGGUCACCUGUACAGUGUGGACGACCGCACAGGUGUGGUGUACAGGAUCGAGGGCAACAAGGCUGUCCCCUGGGUUAUAUUACCCGACGGUGACGGCUCAGUCUCCAAAGGAUUUAAGGCAGAGUGGCUGGCCGUGAAGGAUGAGCACCUGUAUGUUGGCGGCCUGGGGAAGGAGUGGACCACAACCUCUGGGGAAGUCGUCAACAACAACCCAGAGUGGGUGAAAGUUGUCGGCUAUCAUGGUGACGUGGACCACGAGAACUGGGUGCCGUACUACAACGCCCUGCGGGGCGCAACGGGGAUCCAACCACCAGGCUACCUUAUCCAUGAAUCAGCAGCAUGGAGCGAGCGUCUCCAGCGCUGGUUCUUCCUCCCUCGCCGUGCCAGUCAUGAGCACUACGAAGAGACUGCAGACGAGCGGCGUGCCACCAACCUCCUCCUGUCCUGCCCCGCAGAUUUCAGCUACAUAUCAGUGCAGCACGUCGGACCACUCAACCCGACGCACGGCUUCUCCUCGUUUAAAUUUGUUCCAGACACGGACGAUCAAAUAAUUCUGGCCCUUAAAUCCGAGGAGGACGCAGGCAGGAUUGCCACCUACAUGAUUGCAUUCACACUAGACGGUCGGGUGCUGAUGCCUGAGACAAAGAUAGGGGAUGUAAAGUAUGAAGGGCUGGAGUUUAUCUGACAAAGACGAGGCAGAAGGCGCACACAUUCCUGAAAGUAAAAUCUGCAGGUGUCCUCCAGAUUUGAAAAGAUUAAGAACUGGAGAGCUUACAUGCAACACUGUUGAUGUUUUGAGUCCUAAGUAUUACAUUCCGCUCUCGAUCCUACUGUGCAAUAAUGACCCAAAGUUAUAUAUUUGAGAAUUAUUUACUAUGAUAAUUGAGAGGAGAUCAAAGAGUAGGAGAAAGCCACAGCACCACCAAGAGAGGACAGAUACAAACGAUUGACCAGGUCACUUUGUGUGUGACUGGUUCAGGCUGUGACUAGCCACCCACACCAGUCACACACAAAUUGUUAUUCACCACCAUUUGAAUGAUUUUAAUGUUUUAUAGGCUUAACUACUUCUCAUCAGUGCUGGUAGAUUGAUACUUUCUAAAUAUGAUCGAAACCAUAAAGUAAAAGUCAUGGUUUGACUAGACACUACUGAUAUCCAAGAGGAGUCUGGGUACAAAAGUUUUUAUCAAACACCAGGUAAUGUGGAUCUCCUCUCCUGGAGCUCAAACUCUGCUGGUCAGACACUCAGGGGAGCAAAUGGGAUAAAACAUUAAAAAAAGAAAUGAAAUAGAAAUGAAUGUCCUUAAAUUACUUGAAAUAUUAAAACGUACUCACGCACACACUUUGUAUUUCAUCUUACCUCGACACUGAAGUGUCCAUUAUUAGAUUUAUAUUGAUGUAAUGGGUCCGUUUACUCCAUAUGUACCAACUUCUGCUUCAUAACCUACAUGUGAUUACGUUAUUUAGAGCAGGUCCACAUCAAUAAACGGCAUAUCAUCAGCUUCUCAAGCCAGAGAAAGUGAAACACCAGCUGUUUUAAAGAUUAAUAAUUCAUAUUCUCCUUUUGUAUCCUCUCAAAAACACAAUUAAAAUACCUACUCUUGUUUGAA